Gastrolobium bilobum is the source of this 1466-nucleotide messenger RNA. RefSeq lists its product as uncharacterized. The transcript is spliced from 3 exons. Lineage: Eukaryota; Viridiplantae; Streptophyta; Magnoliopsida; Fabales; Fabaceae. Bases 290 to 598 code for a protein of 102 amino acids. The record is from RefSeq and is a predicted model, not a curated record.
CAUCAAGAACAGAUCAAUUUCCUUCAUUUUUCUCUCCUGGACGGGGAGGGAAUCGAUUCCUUUAAUAUGGUAAUUGAUUCCACUUCUAAGGAAUCGAUUGCCACGCGCUGAUAGCCUUUUAAAACCCACGAACAGUCCCUCUCUUUCAGUUCUCUCCCUCUCCUCCACUACAACCAUCGUUCCUCACUACUCCUCUAGGGUUCGAAAUUGUGUACCUAUCUCACUCGAAUUGUCCAUCAUCUUCAAUUCCUCCAUUGAUUUUUUUCUUGUGGUGACCCAUCCCCAAACCAUGCAAACCAUCCCCUUCCCCAUCGUGUGCUUCUCCAAAGGGUUUUGGUUUGCUUAUCUAGAACGCUCUCAACUUGGACGAAUUCCAGGGUUGGUACUUGGCACUAGAAUUUUUAUGACUCAGCUUCUUGCUCACUCAAGGGAUUCCAUGGCAGACCCUUCACAACAGAAGUGCAAGAGUACAAAGGCUUCUCAAUUCCAAACAAGUUCUACGCUUCAUGGUUGUUGGGUCGUGCAUGUAUGCUUCAGUUGGCUAUUAUGGAUGACUAAUAUGUCAAAGAUAUGGUUCGCGCCUUUUAUUGCACUAUGACUUUUGCAAAUGAUACUCUGAAAGCUAAUGUUAAAGGGAAGAAUUUUAUUGUUACACAUAGUGAAUGGCCCAGUCUGAUUGGUCAUGCUUAUGUGGGCCUACAUACACUGAUGAGUUUCCCGAAUAUAACAAAAUUGAAUUUGCUUAGUCUAUUGCAGAACCUCGAGUAAUUGUCACUAAAUCAAGUUCAGUCUAGGGUUGUUGACUAUGAACAACAGGAUUCUCCACUGUGGUUUCUUAUAAGCUAUCUCCUAGAGCUUCUAAUUACUCUAUUGUGUAUGAUUAUGAUCUCUUUUUUAUAUGGGUAAUUAACUCUGAGAUUGACUUCAACUGACCUGCCUACAUAUGCUCUAUGAUGGUGAAAACUAAAAGCUCUGGUUUUCUUCCCUAUGCUACACUGGUAUGCGCUUUCAGCAGGUUGAUGGUGAAGGUGAAAUUAUGAAAGAAGACUUGCACUGCUUUGGAGAAUACUUGCUCGCCCAGAUGCAAAUUAAGAAAAUUGACGGUGUGUGGCGUCGUGUGACUAAUCCUCUAGCAGCUGCACCUUCAGAUGCCAUUCAAGUUGAUGAUCCUCUUACCCCAUCAGGAUCCUGUUGCAGGCUCUCAUGCUGAUCCAUCUUUCCUGUGGAUCAUACUUUGGCUUUCAUUUUAACUACCCUUAACUAGAUGAAGACUUCAAUAGAAUCAGGAUUCACCGUAGUUCAUACACGUCAAGAAAGUAUGGAGUUACGAUUGCAGCGCAUUGAGCAUCACUUUAGCAUUCCUCCUCCACCACCUCCACCUAGCCCUGAUGACAUUUAGCUUCAGAUUUAUCUUUUAUGCUUUAUGCUUUUGGACCUCUAUGACAUUCUGCAUUACAUUUUGGAUA